AUGAGCUCCAGGGGCCCUCCUUCCCUGCCGUCCCUCCUGGUGCUGCUGCUGCUGCUGUAGGUCAACCUCAUCAACAGCUUCCGGCAAGAAAAUGAUGACCUUACUCAUCAAAGGAAGGGAGAGAGCCACCCACCUCUGCGGCGAUACAAGAGAAGAUGGGUUGUCACCACCUUGGAACUGGAGGAAGAAGACCUCGGGCCCUUUCCCAAAUUUGUUGGAGAGGUAAGGCAUAACAUGUCUAAUCACACGGCACUGAUGUAUUUAACCAGUGGGCCGGGUGUGGGUGAGUACCCAGAGGUUGGUCUGUUUUCUGUAGAAGACCAUGAGAAUGGAAAGAUGUAUGUUCACCGCCCUGUUGACCGAGAGACAACGCCGUCUUUCCCGGUUUACUUCAAUGUUGUGAAUCGCUAGACAGGAGAGAUCGUGGACAGUUCCUUGACCUUCAGCGUCAGGAUCAGCGACAUAAACGAUCACGCAGCGCAGUUCCCUGAGGAGAAUUCAGUGUCAGUGUGAGAGAACCACGCAGCAGGUCAACCUAUUUUUCAGAUGUUAACCAUUGAUUUGGAUCAAGAAAAUACUCCAAAUUCUCAAGUCCUUUACUUCCUUGUUUCUCAAACACCAUUACUGAAGGACAGUGGCUUCGAGAUCGACCGUGACAAUGGAGGAAUAUGACUCUUGGGCUGCUUAGAUUAUGAGAUGGCUCCUAGGUUUACACUUCUAAUCAGAACGAGGGACUAUGGGGAACCACCGCUGUCAGCCACCGCCACGGUUCACGCCAGUGUGCAGGAAGGCAACCACCACAGGCCCACGUUCACCCGGCAGGAUUACAAGAUCCAGGUUCCCGAAGGCCGAGUCAGCCCAGACGUGCUGCGUCUCCAGGUCUAAGACAGUGACUCGCCUUUCACAUCAGCUUGGACAGCAAAAUUCAACAUAUCCAAUGGCAAUGAAGACCGACAUUUUGACAUUCUGACUGACCCUGAGACCAACGAAGGAAUCUUGCAUGUUAUCAAGGCUUUGGAUUACGAAACUCACCUGCGGCGGAGCCUUGUCGUUGCCGUGGAAAACGAGGAGAUGCUCUUCCACCGUGAGGGGGGCGAGCUUCGGAAGCCCAGGGAGGCAGUGGCCAGAGCCACGGUGAGCGUGCAGGUGACAGGCCCCAAGGACCCGCCGGCCUUUCACCCCAGCAGCUUCACCGUCAGUGAGGUCGAAGGUGCCAGGCCUGGAACUCGUGUGGGAAGUUUUAAUGCUAUAGACCCAGACAGCAGCCAGUUAAGGUAUAAGCUGGUCCAUGAUCCUGCCAGCUGGGUCACGGUGGACGCACUCGGAGCAGUUGUCACCAGGCAGCAGGUUGACCGAGAGUCCCCUCACAUGAACGAUAGCUGCCACCCGCCGCAGACAGGGACAGGGACCCUGACGCUCUUCCUGUCCGACAUCAAUGACAAUGCCCCAACUCUCCAUCCCCGCCCUCAGUCCCUGGAGGUCUGCGAGUCCUUGGUGCCCAAGCCCCUCCUCGUCGAGGCAGAGGACAGCGACCUGGAACCCUACUCGGGCCCAUUCACAUUCGAACUGGACACUACCUGGGGACAUGCAGGAGACACGUGGAAAGUGGGAGAACAUUGGGGCCGGUCGGUGGAGCUUGUAAUGCUGAGAAGCCUGCCUCGUGGCAAUUAUUCAGUGCCACUUGUCAUUGGAGACAGACAGGGACUUUCCCAGAGGCAGACCGUCUAUGUGAGGGUCUGUUCCUGUCUUGGCGGAUCCACGUGUGUGGCAGAGCCAUCAGCCACAGGACCGGAGCCUCUCAUGGGAGUCCUUGCCCCUCUCUGUGCAGUGUUCAUGGCUCUGGCAGUCGCUCUGCUUUUCCUGCUGCGAUGCGACUGUGUGUCUGGAGCCAAGAGGCACAGCUGCCCUGUCCCGCAUGAAGGCCAGCAGACCUUGAUCACGUGCAACGAGGACAGUGGGGCCACUUCAGCCCAGGCAGUGGGGUCAGCGGUCAGGCAUCGGAUGCCCGCCCAACCCACGGGCACGGCGGAGGAAGGCGCCGAGCUGCUGCCCAGGUGGCACAUGGUCAAGCUGCCCUUGAUCCAACUCUCAAGGAGAGCUCUGACCACCUUCCCCCUGGAUGGUGGCCCUCAUACUCUGGUUUACCUGGGUACCAUGGUGCCCAGACGACCCCUGGAAGUGAGAGUCGGAGUGAUGGAGGAAAUCUUACUUCAGAAGUUCUGUGGCCUCAACACACUGGCCGAGAACACCGGGUACCUGCCUCACAUCUAUACCGAGGAGGGAGAGCUGGAGCGGGAAGAAACCCUGAGCUCGCUGUCCUUCUCAGAACACACUCUGCCUGGCCUGCUGGACUGGCCGGGGCCUGAGGCAUGA
Miniopterus natalensis is the source of this 2373-nucleotide messenger RNA. Lineage: Eukaryota; Metazoa; Chordata; Mammalia; Chiroptera; Miniopteridae. The record is from RefSeq and is a predicted model, not a curated record.